AAAGGGCCAUCCAAAGAGAGGCUUGUAAGCACCACCCAAUCUCUCUCUCUCUCUCUCUCUCUCUCUCUCAAAUAUAUCCCCAAAAGAAACUAGUACUUUUCCGCGUGGGCUUGCCAUGGCUGACACUUCCUUUCUCCAUUCUCCUCAUUGCACUCUCCACAGCUUUACUAAUCCAACCAAGAAUCUGAACACCUUCCACUCUCCUCUUCUUUUCAGUUUCAAUCAUCACAGAAACAAGAGGGACUUCUCCUUGCUAGCUUUAACAUCUACUUCACAAAGUUCAAACCUACCCAUUUCUACUGAAAGAAAUUCACAACCACUCAUCAAUGUGGACUACAUGAAGAAGGAAUUCAGUGGCCAUGGCGUUAGCUUUACAGAACUUGGAGAAAGCUGUGUUCUUAGGAUGGAAGUGGAAAAUGGAAGUAAUGCUAGCCUGAUGCUCCCAAGUGGUUUGAUCACAUCAUAUAAGGCUCACAUGUGGCAUGGUGGUACACUUGAAGUGCUCCAUACCUCUGUUUCAAAGGGGGAGGAUGGUAGUGUUGUUGUUCAAGGAGGGGCUUUUGUGGGUUUCAAUUGCAGAACUGAUGGUGCUGUGUCAUGGUCUCCAAGCACUUGGGCUCUUCUUGAUGUGAGAGGGAAUCCUCAAGAGGGCAUUCAGGUUGAGCUUGUAAGCUGUGGUGAUUCAGAAGGCAUGAUUGAAGUUAAAUACCUUGUGACUCUUGAAUCAGACACCAUGAGCACAGAGCUCCAAAUCUCAAACUUGACUCCUUUGCCUCUCCAGUUAAUGGGUUCUCUUAUAAGCCAUUUGUCAGUGAGUACACCUGAAGCAACUUAUGCUGUUGGACUGGAAGGAUCAAAUUACUUCAAUAGGUCACCAUUCAUGUCAGACUUCAGCAUCAUUCCUCCUGGCUUUGGACAGAGAAAGGGUCAAACAGCUCUUGGGGGCUUGAUGUCAAGCUGGGGAAUGGCAGGAUCAAACAGCCAAGGGAGAGAAACAGAAGAACAAGAAGAAAUGGAGGAAGAAGAGAAUGAUAACUAUGCUCACCUGACUGAGAAGAUGAGCAGGAUCUACACCAGUACUCCUAGGAUGUUCUCAGUCAUUGACAGGGGCAGAAGGAACUCAGUUAUAGUAGGGAGAGAUGGGUUUGAUGAAUUGUACAUGCUCAGUCCUGGAUCAACCUAUGAAUGGUAUGGCAUGUAUGCUUAUAUUUGCACAGGUGCAUCAGCCUUGCUGAAACCAAUAAUCUUAGCUCCUAAAGAUGUUUGGAAGGGAUAUCAGUAUCUACACAACCCAAAUCUCUAAACCAUCUUAUAUAAAAGAAAAUGUUUAGUUCUGUUUUUCUUUUCCAUGUUCUCAUGUAUGAAACUAUGAAAAUUGUACCUUGAAAGUUAGGGAUUGAUACUUUACAAUAGAAGGUGAGAAUUGAUGAUGA
Macadamia integrifolia is the source of this 1433-nucleotide messenger RNA. RefSeq names its product protein NDH-DEPENDENT CYCLIC ELECTRON FLOW 5. The transcript has 3 exons. NCBI's taxonomy places the organism in Eukaryota, Viridiplantae, Streptophyta, Magnoliopsida, Proteales, Proteaceae. Gene Ontology annotation, biological process: carbohydrate metabolic process. The record is from RefSeq and is a predicted model, not a curated record. Gene Ontology annotation, molecular function: carbohydrate binding; catalytic activity. The coding region runs from base 116 to 1303 and encodes 395 amino acids.